CCAGUUGGGCCGCGACUGCCGUUUUAAGAUUUAUAAUCAAUUUAUUGAUUUUUGUAGUAUAUAACAUAAUAAUCAAGGGUUUUUAGAGUGAACACCAUGUGAAUACACCUUGUUUAUCGUUAAUAUUAAAUUGUGGAUUUAAUAAUCUUCGUUCUUGGUUAAACAUUUUGAGUAGAAGUUCUUAGUUCGUAUAAAUUAUUAAAAUGUCGACCGGCAGUCUUAAUAAUUAUAUCCAGACUGUGGAAAGGAUGUAUAGACUUUUUGAAGGAGAGGAGCUUUCACGGCUUUUAUCUCUCAGGGAUUCUCACGUUGCCAACAAGAACCUCCGCUCAAGUGAUAUUGCCUCGUUAGUCGAAGGCAAUUGUGUAGCACCUCUUGACGAAGUGAUUAUUUGCCACUUGCUGUGUGUGAAGGCCCUCCAUGAAAAAGGAUAUUUAGAAGCGUAUAGUCAUCAGAGCCAAUGUGUUGUGGCCAUUGUUAAGAUACUACAGAAUCAAAAGGAGCAGAACUGGUGUUUGCCUCUCAUGUACACUGUAUGUUUAGAGCUGAGGCUUGUUGCACAGAAAGCAGAAGCAUUGACAGCACAAAGCGAUGGCAAAAUUCUUGAAAAGGCUGCUGAGAGUCUACUCUCGUGCUUCAGAGUUUGUGCUGCUGACAAUCGAACAUCCGAUGAAGAUACAAAAAGACUGGGUAUGUUAUACCUUGUGAACCAACUUCUUAAGGUCUAUUUUCGAAUCAACAAAUUACAUUUGUGCAAACCACUGAUUAGAGCUAUUGACUCCUCACCUCUCUGGCAUCAAUUCCCAUUGGCCCAGCAAAUAACAUACAGAUAUUUUGUUGGUCGGAAAGCAAUGUUUGAUUCUGAAUACAGUGCAGCAGAUGACUUUUUGUCAUUCGCAUUUCUGAAAUGCCAUAGAAGAAGUCACAAAAAUAAAAGACUUAUUUUGACAUAUUUAAUACCAGUUAAAAUGUUACUGGGAUAUAUGCCAACAGAAGAUUUGUUGGAGAAGUAUGACCUGUUGCAGUUCUUGGACUUAAUAUCGGUGGUUAAAAAUGGGGAUUUAAGAGGAAUCGAUAGGAUCAUGGAGGAGCAUGAAUCAUUUUUCAUCAGUGCUGGAAUUUACUUGAUUGUUGAGAAAUUAAAAAUUAUAGCAUAUAGAAAUUUAUUUAGAAAAGUAUAUCUUGUGGAAAACAAUCAUCAAAUUGAUAUAGCGAGCUUUCAAGCAGCUUUACAAAUGAUGGGGCAAGAAGAUGUUGAUUCAGACGAAACACAGUGUAUUGUUGCAAAUUUGAUAUUUCAGGGGAAAAUCAAAGGAUAUAUUUCAUAUCAACAUAAAAAAGUAGUUGUAAGCAAACAAAAUGCAUUUCCACCACUUUCUAGUCUUUAAAUUAGCUUUUUAUAAAUAAACAUGUAAAAUUAA
Messenger RNA from Pararge aegeria (speckled wood butterfly), 1421 nucleotides. RefSeq names its product PCI domain-containing protein 2 homolog (gene PCID2). Gene Ontology annotation, molecular function: RNA binding; double-stranded DNA binding. The transcript has 3 exons. Gene Ontology annotation, biological process: poly(A)+ mRNA export from nucleus; post-transcriptional tethering of RNA polymerase II gene DNA at nuclear periphery; transcription elongation by RNA polymerase II. The coding region runs from base 204 to 1388 and encodes 394 amino acids. Gene Ontology annotation, cellular component: transcription export complex 2. NCBI's taxonomy places the organism in Eukaryota, Metazoa, Arthropoda, Insecta, Lepidoptera, Nymphalidae. The record is from RefSeq and is a predicted model, not a curated record.